CCUUUGUUUUCUUCCGACGGGCCACGAAGCGGUUCCAUUGACUCUCUCAAUCGAAACCCAGUUCUGCGUGGGCCGGGAGGGUUGGAGUGGGGAGCCGACGAGGCGGCAGCGGAGGGGGAUCGCCGGAGACGGGAUGGACGUGCCGUGGCUGCUGGUGGCGCACGGGUCCGUGACGGCGCUGGUGGUUGUGUCGUUUCUCUGCGGGCAGUGGCCCAUCUUCGAGGGCACCUUCGUUCAGAGCAUCAACCACUUCCUCACCUCCGGAGCCUACCGCCACUUUCUGCGGCUCGUGCAGGCGGCGUGCGGUACUGGAGCCAGGGAUCUCGUGCUCGGCGUCGAGCAGUACUGCUGCGACCGCCCUAACCCUAUCCUGCAGGUUUUGUAUGUUGCCAUAAUUGGCGGAACAUAUUUUAUAAUAGUGCAGUCAUCUUUCAAGUACAUUCCUGGGUAUUACGUGAGUGUAUUGCACAGGUACCUGAGCAUUGUGGUUGUUUCUAUUGGUGCUAUACUCUUUGUCCUCACUAGCUUUUCUGAUCCUGGGACUGUUACUUCUGAGAACGUGUCUCAGUAUGUAUCUGCCUAUCCUUUUGACAACAUUAUUUAUGUAGAGAAAGAAUGUUCAACAUGCAGGAUUACCAGACCAGCUAGGGCAAAGCACUGUAGAAUAUGCAAUAGAUGUGUGGCUCGAUUUGAUCAUCACUGUGGAUGGAUGAAUAAUUGCAUUGGGGAGAAGAAUACUCGCUAUUUUGUGGCCUUCUUAUUUUGGUGAGUUUUCUCUUACCUUUUUUCCAUAUUUCUUUUCUUUUGGCUACAUAGAUAGUCCCAACUCCCAAGGAUCCAUGACUCCAUUCAGUUAACAUCGACAAACCCCAUUGUGCUAUUCAAUUUUCUUUUUGUUUCUUAGCAUCAUCCUUAUUAGUACAUGUCAGACUCCUAAUUUCUCAUCCUCUUGGCACCCGAUAGUAUCUCUCAGUUACGAGCACCAACCAUGGAGACAUUAAUAAAUGUGACAAGCCCACUAGGUAUUUCAAAGUAGAUAUAUAUGGCUGGCAAGUUAUUGGGAGCUAAAAGAUUGAAGUGGAAAACAUUAUUGUUGAAGAUGUGACUUACCUUCUAAAUUAUUCAUAAAUAAUUUACCAUGUUCUAUCCAAGUGCAGUUGUUUAAAUAUUGUAUGUAUGAUUAUGCCCUCCUUUCCAAAAUAUAAGGUUUAUAGUCAAACAUGUGCAUGUUUGACCAAGUUUUUAGAGAAAAUAUCAAUAUCUACAGACCAAAUUGGGAUCAUUAGAUCCAUCACAA
Messenger RNA from Triticum aestivum (bread wheat), 1297 nucleotides. Its product is annotated as probable protein S-acyltransferase 17. The transcript has 6 exons. Gene Ontology annotation, biological process: protein targeting to membrane; peptidyl-L-cysteine S-palmitoylation. Bases 134 to 769 code for a protein of 211 amino acids. Gene Ontology annotation, molecular function: protein-cysteine S-palmitoyltransferase activity. NCBI's taxonomy places the organism in Eukaryota, Viridiplantae, Streptophyta, Magnoliopsida, Poales, Poaceae. The record is from RefSeq and is a predicted model, not a curated record. Gene Ontology annotation, cellular component: Golgi apparatus; endoplasmic reticulum.